AUGUAUCUUUGGCUUUCCGUCCUUGUCUUUAGGGCUGGACAUCGAAUCAGGUGUUUUGCCAAGCAAUCGUGUCCGGUACGUAGUCUAAAUUCAACAACGGCUUCGAUUCUUGGCCAGUCGGCUACGUCGGAGAAUGCCACUGUUCACUGUUUCGCCUUUGUUCGAGCUUUAAGUUCGUUGCACCUUGAGGUCUUGAAUUUUCUUCUGAUUAAGGCCUUCAUUGUGUGGAAAGACAUCGGCCGGUCCAUGCAUUGCAAAAUCGUUGUCCCCUUCUUAGCAACUGUUUUGGGUGGCUCUCUGCUUCCAGUUGAGUUUAUUGCUGAUUUCGAGUCCGAAAGUAUCACCGCUUUGGUGAAUUUCGUAUCCAAGCAACAUAAUUGGCCUAUAGUUGUUAAAGUUGCUAGGGUCUUUGCCCUUUUUAGUACUGGUAUUACUAUGGCAAUUUUCAAUUGGUUAUGUGCAGCUUUUAACAGCUCCCUGUGGAAGGCCUGUUUGUAA
This is a messenger RNA of Rodentolepis nana, 498 nucleotides long. Lineage: Eukaryota; Metazoa; Platyhelminthes; Cestoda; Cyclophyllidea; Hymenolepididae. The record is from the annotation of a GenBank genome assembly.